CGCUAUAGCCCGCUCCGCGUCCCCGCCGCCGGAGGAGGUGCCCGCACGCUCGCGGCGCGCGCCGGCCCUACACGCUCGGCCUGUGGGCGAUUUCCUCCGGACCCAGGCUCCCGGGCCGAGGAGGAAGAAGAUGCAGACCUUCCUGAAAGGGAAGAGAGUUGGCUACUGGCUGAGCGAGAAGAAAGUCAAGAAGCUCAAUUUCCAGGCCUUCGCAGAGCUGUGCAGGAAGCGAGGGAUAGAGGUCGUGCAGCUGAACCUCAGCCGGCCAAUUGAGGAACAGGGCCCCCUGGACGUCAUCAUCCACAAGCUGACCGAUGUCAUCCUCGAGGCUGACCAGAACGACAGCCAGUCACUGGAACUGGUGCACAGAUUCCAAGAGUACAUUGAUGCUCACCCCGAGACCAUCGUCUUGGACCCCCUCCCCGCCAUCAGGACCCUCUUAGACCGCUCCAAGUCCUACGAGCUUAUCCGCAAGAUCGAGGCCUACAUGAAAGAUGACAGGAUCUGCUCCCCGCCCUUCAUGGAGCUCACUAGCCUGUGUGGAGAUGACACCAUGAGGCUGCUGGAGCAGAACGGCCUGGCCUUCCCCUUCAUUUGCAAAACCAGAGUGGCUCAUGGCACCAACUCUCAUGAGAUGGCCAUUGUGUUCAACCAGGAGGGACUGAACGCCAUCCAACCCCCCUGUGUGGUCCAGAACUUCAUCAACCACAACGCAGUCCUUUACAAGGUGUUUGUGGUGGGCGAGUCCUACACGGUGGUCCAGAGACCUUCCCUCAAGAACUUCUCUGCGGGCACGUCAGGCUCCUCCCCAGGACCAUCUCUCAUGCCCCCCGUCUGGACUGGCUCUGGUCGGAGCAGCGGGAGGACUGUCGGGCACACCGGGGUGGCCAGGGGCCUCUGUGCCCCGCUAGCGGGAAGGAUGCCAGAUCGUGAGUCCAUCUUCUUCAACAGCCACAACGUGUCAAAGCCAGAAUCGUCAUCGGUCCUCACCGAGCUGGACAAGAUUGAGGGUGUGUUCGAACGGCCCAGUGAUGAGGUCAUCCGGGAACUGUCACGGGCACUGCGGCAGGCUCUGGGAGUGUCACUCUUUGGAAUUGAUAUCAUCAUUAACAACCAAACCGGGCAGCACGCUGUCAUUGACGUCAACGCCUUCCCAGGCUAUGAGGGUGUGAGCGAGUUCUUUACCGACCUCCUGAACCACAUUGCCACAGUCCUGCAAGGCCAGAGCACAGGCGGAGCUGCCAUGGAGGAAGUGGCCCCGCUGAGGCACAACAGGCUUCUGGCGGAACAGGCGGGCAGCCUGGCUGGUGAGCGGACGUGCAGUGCCAGCCCUGGCUGCUGUGGCAGCAUAAAGGGCCAGGACACAGCCUGGAAGACUGAGACCGAAGCAGGCAACAUGGGCGCCGGUGGCUCCGCCAAGCUGCCGCAUCAGAGACUUGGCUGCACCACCGGUGUGUCACCCAGCUUCCAGCAGCACUGUGUGGCCUCCCUGGCCACUAAGGCAUCUUCACAGUAGUCACAGAGCCCAGGACCCAGAGGGGCGGCGCAGAGCGUGGAACACACUCACUGGGCCAGCAGCUCCGAACGGGAACACUACUAAGAAUUCCCAGUGAUCUGAUGCUUCUCUGUUUUAAAUUUUUACCUGAUUUUCUGAUGUUAUGAUCGGAAUGAGAGGGGGGAGACAGAGCAGAGCACCAAGUGGUCCAGCGUCGAGGAUGCCGCCUGAGUCCUGUGCAGAUCUCCUCACUGAGUUUACACACGCUUGUGUUCUCAACACUAGGUCUGAAUGUGAAGUGGGGUGUGUGCAUGUGUGUGUGGUUGUCAUGCAAGUGUGUGUGUGUGCAUGUCUGUCUGUCUUCAUGGCUGCUGUGUGGGCCAGGCUUCCAGGCACCCUGGAAGGAGCCCAUAUCGGGCCAGGCUGUUGCAGCUAAGCAGGCAAAAGGAUGAAUGUUUCCCCCAUUCCUCCCCUCUCCACAUCUGCCCACACCGACCUCACCGUCCUCCUUUCCCAGAUGUGGUCUUCUCCAAAGCUAACCCUUGCCCUUGUGCAGCUGACCCUUCUUCUCCAAAGCCAGGGGAGCAGUUGACCCUUUGGGAGCUCUGUACUGGGGGUCUGGGCUGUGGGAAGGGAAAGAAGCCUCCAGUGGGUGGAGCCAAAGCCCCCUAACUAUUGCCAGUCUUUACUGACUCUGUAGAAUACACCAGGCUACUAUACUCUCCAGCCUAGCUCUAUUGCUCGCCGGGACCCAGGAAGGAGGCUACCUAGCUAGGAGUCCAGGGAUCUGUCGGGACCCAGGGUUUGUGCUGGGACUUUGAACAAAUCAUUCCACGACUCUCCAGGCCUCCACCUCCUCAUCUCUUCGAGGUGGCUCCUGAGACAGGAAACUGAAGAGCUGACCUAGUGUUCUAGCCCACGAGGAUGCCUGCUUUUCCAUGCCAUCAGCUGGGUCCCUCUUUCCAGAUGAGAGGAGGCCGUCGCUAGGGCUGCUCCUAUACACACACACCAGCCCCUCCUGGUACAGCAAGGCCCAGCCCAACCCUGCUGUGUCCACGGCAAGUCCCUUGCACCGAGCACUAGGCAAGCCCCCAAGGGAGCAGUGCCCCACUUCAGACUCACUCUGUACCCACAGCAGCUGGCAGACUACCCACUGGCCCCAGAGCCCACAGGAAAGGACACCUGUGGAGCCCUGGAUGAUCAGCCCAGGGCCCCCCAAGGGUGAUCUUGUGUCUUAAGAUAUCAGCUCACUUUGCAAAGAGAACUAGGCCUUUGGAUUGUCCUUAGGUCCAGAUAAGAUGGAGGACACUAGAAGUACCCUGCAGCCCUGGGGAGGCGACCAAGUAGGGCCACGGUGGAGCAUCCUUCGGGUGAGGAGGGGCUGGUUGGCUUUCUUGGGAACGGAACCCCAGAACUAACCACGUUUACAGGACCUGAGUGUUGAGCCUGAUGAUGUCUGUAUGUUGCCUUCCCAGGCCUGCCUCUCAAUACGGGGGUGGGAAGUGUGGCCGGCUCUCGCACUGCUUUGUCUCCAGAAUAAACUACUGAGAUCAAACUACA
Molecule: messenger RNA, 3055 nt
Organism: Arvicola amphibius (Eurasian water vole)
Lineage: Eukaryota; Metazoa; Chordata; Mammalia; Rodentia; Cricetidae
Gene: Itpk1
Product: inositol-tetrakisphosphate 1-kinase
Exons: 11
Coding region: 131-1516 (461 amino acids)
Biological process (GO): inositol trisphosphate metabolic process
Cellular component (GO): cytoplasm
Molecular function (GO): magnesium ion binding; ATP binding; inositol-1,3,4-trisphosphate 5-kinase activity
Source: RefSeq, a predicted model, not a curated record